AUGGAAUCCAGAGAGCAACAGCUGGAACGCACUAAACAGAAGCUACAGCGCUUCAGGAAUUCACGAGCCCCUGGAGCAUACUCGGUUCAUUCGGCUAUUUCGUCGUCAUCUACAGUUCAUGGUCAGCCAUUGAGUGGACUGGGUCUUGUGUCCAAGUCUAGCAAUGGAUCCCUUAAACGCACUGAUGCACAUUCGGUUACUUCAGACAUCGAAGUGCAGCCUGCAUCUAGUAUAGCAUCAUCAUCUGAAAUGUCAGACACUAGACGUCAAAUUAUGAAUCUACCAUCCACUGUAUCACUCAAGUCAUUGAGUCGUCAGACAUCUCGUUCUCAGCUGAGAACGGAUCUAGACCAUGAUUUUACAUCUAAUUAUUCUGAAUGUGAAUCAAAAAUAUCAGCUACUUCCAUGGUUGGUAUCGACUUGGAAACUGAUCCUAAUUUAGCAGAAAUUGACAGACUUGUCUUGUAUGACGGUGCCAAUGAUUCUAUCAGCUUAUCGAUUACUUCAAAUGCUAGGUCUUCAAGUAUCAGGGCAGAUUCUCCAUCAACCCAAUCAGUAAUGAAAUCAAAGCAAGAUAUAUUGGUUAGAUCUGCUUCUGUUUCUGGUCGUCGUGACUCGAUCCAAAGCAGUAUUCAUGAAUCUCAACGUCUACAUUCACAAGAAGAGCAGCUUCAAAAAAUUCAUGGUCAGUAUAUAUCACGUAUUGAGAAGCUUGAGGCCGAGCUAGACGAGUAUCGAAGCAAAUAUGACACUGAGCUGAAUACCCUUGGCAGGCAUAACCAUAAUUUAAAGGCUGCUUUACAAACUGCCGAGAUUAGAUCUGCUGAACUCGAUAUGCAAUUUGAACGUGACUAUGGCGAGGUGGAGGAAAAUCGUAUGCGCACACGUCUGCUUGAAGAGGAUAAUGCAAUGUUGAAUCAACAACGUGAGAUGCUUGAGAUGCAACUUGAAAACGCUCUUUCUGUAAAUAAGCCCAUAUCAUCUUUGGUCCCGGAUAAUAAUUUAUCAGAAGUAGAGUUGUUGCAAAAUCAGCUAUUGGAGUAUCAGUCAAUGACAGAAACACUAAAACAAGGAGCACACGAAGCACAUCUUCAGAUUACUGAAUUGAUAAGCGCCAAACACGUACUGGAGGAAACAGUAGAGUCGUUGAAAGGUGAUUUUGAUCUGAUGCCACACGUUGAUUCAGAUUCUCUCGACACUUGUUCUAAAGAAGUUGUGCAGCUGCAAGACAUUAUUACCAAGCAUAAAGAACAUGUAACUUUGCUCAAGGAUCAAAUUGCUGAUCUUGAAACUUGCUUGUUGAACAAAACCAACAGUCACAGAGAACUUGAACUAGAGAUUGAAAGACUGACAAGUUUGUUGGCCGAAAGUACAGAAGCGCUGAAACAGGUCGAGGCUCGUCUUGUUGAAGUCGAGUCCAACUCUCUUUUAACCAUUGAUGGAUUUAUGCAGCAGAUUUCUAGUUUACAAACGGAACUUGCAGCCAUAAAGACUCUUGUUCAUCCCUCAGCAUCCACUAAUGUAGAGUCUGGCAUUAUUGGGGAAUUUUUUAAUUGCCUCGAUGAAACUACCGGUGCCAAAGAUGAGAUUUCGCAAUUGCAGGCGCAGCUUCACGAUGCAUUGCUUGGACAAAAAGAUUUUUCUGACAGACUGGAAGCUGCCAAUGAACAGCGCGCUUUACUUCAAAUCCAACUUGAUGGUAUGAAUCUUGAUCUUUCACACUCGGGUGCCGACUUUUCUUCACAGACACAACAACUUCAUGAAAAAAUUGAAGAGUUAUCUGCCGAAAACUCGCGAUUGCAAUCAGAGAUUGAUGCUUUGUAUUCCAAAACUACUACCGAGUCUACAAAUGCAAUUGCAGAUUCAUCUGACGUCGAGCAGUAUCGUAUGCUAACCGAACACAUGUCUCAGCUGGUAGAAACCACUGCAACAUCGGAGCAAGAGCAUUUACUCAAAAUCGAAAAUUUACAAAAUACGAUCGAGUGGGUUCAAGAAGAAAAACAAACUCUAACUGCCGAUUUUGAGCAGCAAAUUCAGGUGCUUCAAUGUGAACUUUCUACCAUCUCUGCCGAACGUGAUGCAUUGAUUGCUAAUGCAAAGCAUACCAAUACUUCUUAUGGCAAUACUGCUAUUGAUAAGGAUGAGUCCUUUGCGCGUGCUAUGGAAUUGGAGUUGGAAGUCGAGACAUUAAAGACUGAUUUGCAAUCUGUUCGUGACGAAAAUGACACAUUAAAACGCCUGUCACAGAAACACAACACAGCGACUACAUCUUCCAAAACAAUACAACUUUCUCCCAUGACUAAACUUGCUGAAGUUACUCAGCCAGAUAUCCUGUCGGCUCAAGACACAGAUGGGUGGGAUGAGUUUCCUUUACUUUCUCCUGAAGUUGAUGACUUGAAAGUCAUAAUUGACGAUUUAAAAACACAACUGCAGACUAUAACUAUCGAACGCGAUCAUCUUGCUUCAUGUACAAUAACCACUGGAUCAGCAUCCUCAUCUGGUGCUUACGAUAUGAGUAGUCUUCAAAAUGAGUUGAUUGCCAUUACAACUGAGUCGGAUAAUCUUAAAUCUAAAGCAAAUGCUGCUCGUCUUGAACUAGAAACUUUUCGCAAACAGUCAAUUGAUGAUCAAGAGCAGCUGGUUGACACAAUGCGUAAUCUGACCGAGCGUAACAGCGAGUAUCAGAUUUUACUGGCAGAGCUGCAAGCCAAAAACGAUGCAUUAUUAAAGCGUACUAGUACACUGGACACGUUGGACGCUAGUGUUUUGACUGAUUUCAGCCCCGAUUUCGAACAGCUAUCUGAAGCAUUGAAAAAAAUAACAGAGUUGGAAGCUAAAAUUGCUAGUAUGGAGGCAGACUAUUCUGAUACUCUUGUACAGUGUGAUGAUAAAAUUCAACAACUGCAGGAUCAACUCUGUGCUGCUCAGUCUAAAGUUGUAGAGUCGGCUACAGAAUUGGCGAAUAGCUCUGAUUUGAUCAACGAAAAGAAAACCUCUGACGCGCAGCUUGCAGAUAUAGAAGUGCGUUUGGCAGAUCAAACAGUUUUUGCAGAAAAAUUGACUCAAAAAAUUGUAGAAAUGCAGGACGAGCUUAAUUAUCUUCAAGAUGAAAAGCACUAUUUUGAAGAGCGCUGUGAUGAGCUCCAGUCAAUUAUUGAAUCCAACAACGUCAAAUUUGAAAAUGAGUUGGCUAAACUUGAAGCUGCUCAUUCCAAUACAUCAAAUCAGCUGGACGAGGUGGGAAUUGAGCGUAAAUCGGAGAAUGAAUCCACUGCUCUACAUAUCGAGACUAUAAAUAUGCAGCUCAGUUCAUUGAAACAGGAGCGUGAUCAAUUAGCUGCUUUGCUUGAGCAAGCCCAAAAGGAUGCUCUGGCUUCCCGCAGCGAGCUGGACGACGCUAUACAUGCGUCUCAAUCAUCUAGCGCUCUAAGCGAAGAAGUUGAGCGUUUGAAAGAGUAUAUUUUAGUGUUGGAAGAUAAAAUUGCAACUUUGGAAAAUGAGCUGGACAUUAUGCGUACAUCCAGUCAGCAAUGGGAGGACUAUGCAGCAACAUCGCUUGAAGAAACCAACGAGCUGCAUGCACAAGAGCUUGCAUGUCGUGACGAAAAUGAAAGUGCUCUUACACACAAAAUUGAGCAUCUUUCUGCUCAACUUUUGCAAGCUCAACAGUCUUUUUCUAACACGGAGGAUCUAGUCAGCGCUAACGAGGAUUUGACUAGUAAAAACAAUACCCUUGAAACGACCCUUGAAGAUUUACGACAUGCCACCGAACUAGAGGUUUUGUCUUUAACCGAUAAGCUGCGUGAUGUAAAUGUCAAGUUUAUCGAGGCUCAAGACCAAAGUUCAAAAAUGGAAUCACAGCUUAAGGAGACGUCGAGUCGAUAUGACGAACUAGCCCAUACGCAUGAUCAAAUUAAAUUUGAAAAAGAAGCAUUUGAGCGUGAUGUACUUUCUCUAAAAGAAAAUAUUAAGCAACUAGAAGCUUCAAUAUCCAAUAAUGAAUCUCGCACUUCUCAUAUUUCUCAAGAAGCAGAGGCACUGAAGCAUAAUUAUGAAAAUAUAGUUGCUAUUCGAGACGAUUUGCAACUUCAACUUGAAGCCGCUGAUUUGCGCAGCCAGAAUCUUGAACAACAGAAUAUGGAGCAUAGGUCACAUAUAGAGUCUAUUUGUACUAGUCAAGAGGCAUUGAUUGCUGAACGUGACACGCUUACUCAGCAGAUACAACAAUUGUCGCAGUCCCUUGAUGCCGCCAAAUUGGAUAUUGUUCGUUUGAAUGAUUUUUGUGCAAAUGUUGAAAGUGAUAAGAGUGCUUUUGGUGAUGUUCAGCAGAGACUGGAUGAGCAUGUGCUGCUAGUGCAGCAAUUACAAGCCGACAAAGAAACACUUGUCAACACACUUGAUGAAAUGCGUGCAUCGCAGGAUCAGCUGCAUGUCGAUCUUGAUGCUCUUAAAACUCAAAAGAACGAACUAGAUAUUACUUGUGCUGAAAAUGAUCAGUACGUUAGCGAAUUGACUUUGCAGAUACAAGAUGCUCAGCAAGCUGUAAACGAAUGGCAGGCUUAUGCUCAAACUUUUGAAACUGAAAAGUCUGAAUGGGAGUCUCGACGCAUUGAAUUUGAGGAUCGUCUUGCCAAUAUCUCCAAUGAGCGUAGUAGCGAAAUGGAUAUAAUUAUUCAGGAAUUGGAUCAGGUUAAAAAUGAAAAGGAGCAGCUCAUGGCUGUUCACAAUGAGCAGUCACAUGAACUUGCUACAUUGGCUCAUGAGCACUCUAAUCUGAGCAAGCGUAUGGCUGAAAUUGAACUUGAGCGCUCCGAGAUGGAAUACGAAAUUCAAAACAUGCAUAAAAGUACGGAUGCUUCAAAGGCUACUCAGAUUGAACUUGAAAAACUUCAAGAAGAAAGCAGACAACUCCGGUUUAGUAUGGAGCAGUCUGAGCAACACUAUCAACAGCAACUCGAGAAAAAUGCUUUUGACUUUGAUUCUUUGCAAGAACGUAUUAUGCAGUUGACACAGGAGCAAGCUGAGCUUCAGCAAGAAAAAAAUGCUCUUCAAGAGGAGUUGAACGUGUUAUUAGAAUCUCAAACCAAAUCAAGAGAGAUGGAAGAACAUUAUCAUGAGCUCAAGCUAACCAACGCGCAAAUCCAGCAAGAAUAUCAACAAGUACUGCUACAGUUGCAAACUACAGAUUCUCAGCUUACCCGAUUUUCAGAGCUUGAGCAACAACUUGCUACCAAAACCGAAGAAAUUGAUCAUUCUUCAAAAGAAAUAAGCCAGCUAUCACAGGAAUUGGAGCUAUGCAAACUCGACCACCUCAAUGCUGUGAAAUCGCUUGCUGAGCGCGAUCACGAGCUGUUUGCUGUUCAGGAAAAAUAUGUUCAGAUGGAGCAUAGUUUAGAACAGGCUCAAUCGCAUAAAAAAGCUGAAGUGUCUGACCUUCAAUAUCAACUUUCUCAAUUGUCUGCCAAGGUGCCUGAGCUUGAAUCUCAUGUUACAUAUUACUUGGAGAAAAUCGCUUUGAUGGAAGAUGCUGCUCACGCCAGUAAUGAAAAGUUGCAACUUGCACAGGAGCAAUAUGCUGCACUUGAAAAGGAACUAUAUGAUUGUAAACAUGAGCUUCAUGACAAUCAUGAAGCUCAUUGCGUUGAGAUGGAUGCAUUGAAAGCUAGUCACGAAGACCACAAAAUAUCAUUGAAUGCCAAUUACGAUGAAAUAUAUUCUCAGUUGACAUAUCAAGCUAACGAGGUACAACGAUUGACUAUGCUGUUAGAGGAAGCUCAACACAACGUUGCGAUGGCUCAAGAACAGCAUCGUGAUGUCGAGUCUGAGCUGUUAUCUAUUAAACAUGUGCAUUCUGAGGCUAUCGGGCAGCUAAAUACAAACCUAAGUGACCAAGUUGCUGAAUUUUCUACUUUAACAGCCAAGGCCCAGCAAUUAGAAGCUGAAAAUACUUUGUUGAAGCAAAGUGUUGAAAAGUAUGUUCAAGAAAUCACUCAGCUUCAAGACAGCGUGACUAAAGUGCAAGAUGCGUAUGAUCUCGUCAAGAAAAAUCUGGGCGAGACUGAGCUACGCUUAUCCGAGUUGAAAGCAGCCAAUUUGUUGUCUAUUGACAAAUCGACCAAUGCUGACAUACAGACAAAACAAUUACAGCAGAAUAUAGAUGAUUUGACUAAAAAACUUGCUGAUGCUAAACAAUCCAAGUCUGAGGUUGUUGUCAAGUUGGAGGAAAUGAACGAUAUCCUUUUACGCAAGGAUGGCCAGUUGGAAACUGCCCAGGCAGCCACUGCUGCUGUUAAUGCACAAUUGGCUUCGUUGCUACAACAACAUAAAAUUGAUUUGGAAAUGCAUCGCAGCAAUUGUGUUCAAUCCGACACCUCUGAGCAACUACGAUACAAGGCACUCGAGGCCGAGCUUGCGGACACCAAGAAUGUUCUUGCAAUCACUCAAAACAAACUGCUUUUAGCUCGUCCUUUUACAAAUCCUGAACAAGCACUUGCCGAUGGAAUCACCAAUUUGUCAAUGACUGGCAUGCAUGAUCGAGGUAAUUUUUCAUCUGCCGAGCUUCAAAGUUUGCGUGCUGAGAUGGCACAGCUAACCAGUGAAAAACAAGCUCUUAUCUCUGCGUUAGAUGCCAGAUCUGAGCAUCACGGUACAAAACAUACUUCCGCGGCCGUGGAAGUGAUUCGACUACAAACGGUGGUUGCUGAAUUACAAGGAAAACUUGCAGAGAGUGAUCACUUAUUGAGUGCAUUGCAACCCGCUCUUGACGAGUUGGAUAGCAAAAACAGGGAGGUUGAAAAGCUAUCACAUCUUGUUCGGUCGUUGGGUGUCAAAAUGGAUGCUAACGGUACUGCUUUGGUUCUUAUGCAAGAUGAAAGUCCUAAAAUUCCUGCAGGUAUGCGACAGGUGUCCAUUGCCGACCACGCUCUUCUUGAAGCAAAAGCGUGUAAUGUUGAUCAAUCCAUGAAUCAACUGGAAAGUGCACUUGCAUUGAUUGAAGAAAAUGAUGGCGAAAUCAAGACAUUACGAAAUACGAUUGAAGAGCUACUGAAUAAUAGCUUUGCUGGUAUGUCAGAGACGCCAGAUGGUCCCGAUUUAAAGCUUCUUCAAAGACAAAUUGAUGAGCUGCGCAAGCUAUGGUCGCAUGAGUUGUCAGCAAACUCUAUUCUUCGCAACUUGAUUGCAAAAGCACAAGCCGAUGCACAUCAGUAUCAACAAGAAUCUCAGUGCAAAAUAGCUUCUAUGAAAGAAGAGUUUGACGAGUUGGCUCAUGUUUGUGAAAUUGCACAGCGUGAUAUAGAUGUGGUUCAGCACGAGGCAAAAACCCACGAAUUGAAUGCUCGGUCAAUUGAAAAGCAAUUUGAGGAUCGUCUCAAUACGCAGUACUUUGAGCACCAUAAUCAGAUUGCUGUUCAAGAUGAACUUCAUACUAAAGAGCGUGCUGCUUUGAACAAGCUGGUGGGGUCGCUUGAAGCUGAGCGUGACCGUCUUGUUUCAGAACUUGCUCGCCUAAAGUCUCGUCAGCAAUCGCACUCGACAGAUUCAGUUCGUGAUAGCGACUUUUUUAAACAAAGAUUGGCUGAAAAAGAGGCUAUGCUGUUAGAAGCCGAAUCCAAUCUUCGCCAAGUCGAAAUCAAAGUGCGUGACGCCGAGUUUCAUAUUCGAGACUGUGAGGCUAACAUUAAAAAAAUGGAUCAAGUGCAUAAGGAUGUUGUUGCUGAUUUGGACUCACGUCUUCAGCAUUUGAAUCUACAUUCACAGCUUCUAGAGACAAAACUCAAGGACUCUGAGUUUGCACUUGCCAAAGCUUUGGCAGAUGCAGCUCGUGCAUCACAGGAAGCUGCCUAUUUUUCCGACCGAUACCGAUCGAUGGAGGAUACAUACAAACAGGUUCCUGGAACUCAUCAUUUGCAACGAACCCAAGAGGAUCACGAGUCGCAUCGCCAUGCUUGGCUAUCCGAGCGAGCACAGCUUGAGACUGAGCUGCGUAAAAAACACAUGGAAAUACUUGAUCGUGAUCAAAUUCUAAUGGAGGAGCGUCAGCGUAUGCGUGCCAUUGCGGAUGAAGAGAUUCGUAGUGCUGUUGCUGCUGAACAGCGUCACUCUCGCGACCUUCUUAAUGCUCGCAUUGGUGAACUUCGAUCAAAAUAUGAUACUGCUUUAGAUGAGCUACGGGCACAGAAGCGAAAAGUUGAGGAGCAGCUAGAUGAUACGGAACAUAUGCUGUUUGAAGAAAGAGAUAGCUUGCAACGCCGUCUUUUUGAUACGGAGGAAAGAGAGCGUGUUCAGAGUGCUGAGGUUAUUAUUUUACAGGAGCGUUUAACUCGUAGAGAUAAAUUACAAUCAGACCGACAGACUACUGAGAGUUUGACUGAGCGAGCAGAAAAGUGGCAUUGCAAGUCACUGGAACUAGAGAUGCGCAUUACUCAGCUGGAGCAAGAAUUUGAUACUGAACGAAGGGAUCUUGAAAAGCGUCUAAAUGAUGCUGUUGUUCAAUCUCGGUUGGCUGACCAGCGGUUGACAGAUCGAGAUGUUUUGUGGACUAAUGAGCGGCGCGGAUUUGAGCAAGAAAUUGAUCGUGUUCGUCAGGAUGCAGCCAAGCUAGCUUCUCAACUUCGUGCUGAGGAUACCAAUGGAUUAUUAAAAUCACUUCAAGAGCAAAAAAAUGAGAUUGAAACGCUGUUGCGUGAUCGUGAGGCACGAUUAAUAGAUCUUGAGACUCGAUUACAAGAUCAAAUUGCUAGAAAUACAGAAACAACCGAGAAUUGGCAUCGAGUCGUGGCUCAGUCUCAAGUCAUGGAGUCCCGGCUCAUUGAGCGCGAUGCUCAGCUACGUGAAGCUCAAACAAAGGUACAUUCUCUCACUCUACAACUGAGCCAAUUUGAAAACAAGGAUAUUGUUUCUCCGAUUGUAUCUGAACAGCAUCAUAGUCAAAUGGAAGAGGCCAAACGCCAAGCCGACGCACAAAUCAAAUUUGAACGUGAACGUGCAAAGCGAUUGGCUCUUAAAAUUGAAGAUUUAAAGAACCGUAAUCAGCAACUUAAGCGACAAGUCGAAACUCAUAGUCAGCCUAUGCAGCUUAACUCACAAGCUGCUGCUGAAGAAAUUGAAAGUAUGAGGCAUGAAUUAUCCAACCUUAGGAUUUCUAAUGGCGAAGUGCUUGCCAUUUUGCGUGAGAUGCUCAUAAACACAAUUGGUCCUGGCGCCAUCGAUAUUCCUGAUUUAGAAGUAAACAAAAUUAGAUUGAAUCUUCCAAAGCUGCGCGAACAAUGUAGAUCGCUUGUUCAGGAGUUGGUGUAUGUGCGAGCUUUGGUAAACCGACUUGUUUUGUGGCGAGGAGAUCUAAGAUAUCAAAAGCUAUAUUUAUCUUUUAAAGUAGAUGAUCUACUCGAAAGUCAAAAAAUGUCGCUAUCCUAUCUUCAUGGGAUGGGCGUAAUAAUGGACAAGCCGGACUUUACAAAGAGUUUGACGCCACGUAGAAAGUUGAUCCGAUGUAUCAAUGCUGUUAUUGCUGUCCAUCGUAUCAAAAUAAUGGCAGCACGAUGGCAAACGUUUUUGGAAGGAAAUGGCAGCUUUAGUUUGGAUGAAUAUCAUGGGGCGGAAAUAGGCUAUAAUCAAACAGGUCUUGUUGCGGUAUCUACAAAGAACCAAUUUUCACGACAAUGGUCCUAUGGUGAACUGAGUUCUGAUGCACAAAACCAGCACGUGAAGGAUUUAGAGCGCAAUCUACAGCAGGCACGCAUGGGUCAGGCUGCAAUUGAGGAGCGUUUGAAUGAAGAGUUGUACGAAAAGCGAGCAAUUGAAAUGGAAAACGAACGACUAUUACGUGCCCUCAAAUAUGAUCGACAUAAUCUAUCACAUAUAUCUUCCCCAAUGCAUUUUAUUCAGGAUCGCAUGUCACCCGCUCCGCCUUCUGCCGCAGGCUCUGUUACAAACUCUCUGUAUCGUGAAGAACAGGGCCGUCAUUCACAACAUAUACCACAUGGCAUGAUGGACGAUCGCCAGUUCACCAGUCAGUUAAAUGGUUCGACGUAUCCCACUGAUCAACGUUGGUCUCAGCAGCCGACCCGAUUUCGAUGA
Batrachochytrium dendrobatidis JAM81 is the source of this 10077-nucleotide messenger RNA. RefSeq lists its product as uncharacterized. The transcript has 6 exons. Bases 1 to 10077 code for a protein of 3358 amino acids. The record is from RefSeq and is a predicted model, not a curated record. NCBI's taxonomy places the organism in Eukaryota, Fungi, Chytridiomycota, Chytridiomycetes, Rhizophydiales.